AUGUUUCAUUUGGCUUCAUCUUUAUAUACCCAAUAUACCAAACGAGAACAAUAUAAUAUACUUAUCUUAGGGCUUGAUAAUGCUGGUAAAACAACGUUUCUAGAACAUAUCAAAUUACUAUUCCCUUCACCAGUAGAGGCCACUACGAAACUGAAAUCUAAAUCAUCAGACAAUUCCAGUAAUGGCUCACGAUCAACUUCAGAUAUAUUAAAAGCAAGAAGGAUAUUACCUACUGUUGGUCAAAAUACAACCACAAUCAAAUUCCAAUCAAAUUCAGAUUCUGAAUUUUCAUCCCAAUUCAGAAAUAUAAAUUUGAAAUUUUGGGAUCUUGGGGGUCAAAGAUCAUUAAGAAAUAUGUGGUCACGAUAUUAUAAUUCAUGUCAUGGUAUUAUAUUCAUUAUAGAUUCGACUGAUACAGCUCGAUUUCAAGAAUGUUAUGAAACUUUAAUAGAGAUAGCUCAUGAUCAAACCUGGGCUAAUAUCAAUGGUGAUGCAGAGGCCAUAGUUAAUGUACCUAUUCUAAUGCUAGCAAAUAAGCAGGACUUACCUCAAGCGGUAGAUUUAGUAUCAUUAAAAACAGGUGUAUUUAUAAAAUUGGUUAGUGAAUUAGAAGCUACUGAUUCAAAAUUAUUACCAGUUUCUGUAUUAGAAAAUCAAGGUAUUCAAGAAAGUUUAGAAUGGUUGGUUACAAGAUUAAUAUAUAAUAAAAAUCAAAAGAAACCAGAAUACAAAUAA
Messenger RNA from Scheffersomyces coipomensis, 735 nucleotides. RefSeq names its product Arf family GTPase (gene ARL3). Gene Ontology annotation, biological process: intracellular protein transport; Golgi to plasma membrane protein transport; protein localization to Golgi apparatus. NCBI's taxonomy places the organism in Eukaryota, Fungi, Ascomycota, Pichiomycetes, Serinales, Debaryomycetaceae. The transcript has a single exon. Gene Ontology annotation, cellular component: Golgi apparatus. Bases 1 to 735 code for a protein of 244 amino acids. The record is from RefSeq and is a predicted model, not a curated record. Gene Ontology annotation, molecular function: GTPase activity; GTP binding.